AUGAUCAUUAAUAAAAUAAUCAAAUUUUUUAUCCCUCUUUUGACAAAUAAAAAAUUUUAUCUUCUUUAAUAUUAGAAAAGUUACAAACCAUUUUUUAAAAAAUAUUUCAAACAGUAUUUUUUUGNACCUAAAGCAAGAUUAAUCUGUCCAUAAGAUUAUUUAAUUACUACACUCCCUGAAGCAUAUGAUCCUGCUAAUCAAGAUCAUGUUUCUAUUGUUACUGAUAAUAUUACACCUUUUGUACCUGAAGGCAACAUUUUAUUAGAUGAAGGUAAAAUAUUAUUGGAUUAUGGACCUAAAACUAUAGAUAUUGUUAAAGAUGAAAUCUAAAAUGCAUAAAGAUUAUUUUGGAUUGAUGAUGCCAAUCUUGCAUUAUAUAAUAUUUAAAAAUAAAUUACUGUCCCUGAUUUUGAAGCUAUUGCUUUACUUAAAAAAUUAAGAGAAGAAGAAGCACAAAAAGAAAGAGAAAGAUUAGAAAAAUUAAAAGAAAAAAAAGGUGGAAAAGCUAAUAAAAAAGGUCUCAAAGAAGAACCACCUAAAGAACCCAUUAAUAGUAAUCUUUUUAUCUUAUUCAUUUUCUAGUUAAAACAACUAAAGAAAUUAAUGUUCCUGUCUUUAAUCUCACUAAUAAAGAGCUUGGACACUUUAUCUAUGAAAUUAAUCAAGAUAAAAAAGAUAGACAUUAACAUGCUCAAAAAUAAGGACAUUUAAUAUCUUAUGAUUUUAAUUAAGAUUGUGUUAUUACUAUUAUUGGUGAAAAAUUAGAAAAAGUACUCAAUUAAGAAGAUUUUCAAAAUAUUGGCAAUUAAGAAGAAAUUGAAUAAGCUCCUGAACCUAGUUAAAAAGGUUCCUAAUUCCCAUAGAGUGAAGCAGGAGAAGAUUAAAAAGAAUAAGAAGACGAAUAAAUUGAAGAAGAAAAAGUUAAAAUCAAUCAAGUUAUAUUAUUUUAUUUUAUCAUUAGGUAAAAUAAUUAUUAGCCGAUUUCUUUAUAUAAGAUCAGGAUUUCACUCUUUCAUUUCUUGCUGGAAAUCUUAUUCAUAUCUAAACACUUGAUGAAUAUCCACCUAAACCAGAAUCAGAAAUUAAUGAAGAGUAAUAUUUUGAAGAAGAUAGUACUCCUUGA
Molecule: messenger RNA, 1123 nt
Organism: Paramecium sonneborni
Lineage: Eukaryota; Ciliophora; Oligohymenophorea; Peniculida; Parameciidae
Source: the annotation of a GenBank genome assembly